UCCACUUAAGUUCAGCUCGGGAGACACAUCUGCUGAUCUGAGUCAAAAACAUAAAGGACUGCAAUCACAUACAGCAAAGAAGAACAUAGACUCCAUCUUUAAGGAGAUUGAGCACAAAAUCAUUUCAGAGUUAAAAAGCAUUAAGAGACUAUUGAGUCCAGAUUACCCAGAAUGCUCUGAAAGAGACUGUUAUGAUGAUGAAGGUCAUAGCAGAGUCAGAGAGGGGCUUCUGAAGAUCACACUGCUCAUCCUGAGGAAGAUGAACCAGACAGACCUCGCUGACACACUACAGACCAAACUGAUGCCUGUGGAUCAACAACUCAAAUCCAGACUACAGGAUAAAUAUCAGAGACUCGGUGAAGGACUAUCCAAUCAUGGAGAGUCAACACAUCUGAAUGACAUCUACACAGAGCUCUACAUCACAGAGGGAGGCAGUGGAGAGGUCAAUAAUGAACAUGAGGUGAGACAGAUUGAGACAGUGUCCAGGAGACCAGAGACACAGGAGACACCAAUCAACUGCAACGACAUAUUUAAACCCUCUGAACAAGACAAACCCAUCAGAACUGUGCUGACUAAAGGAGUCGCUGGAAUUGGAAAAACAGUCUCUGUGCAGAAGUUCAUUCUCGACUGGACUGAAGGAAAAGCCAAUCAGGAUGUUCAUUUCAUAUUUCCACUUCCUUUCAGGGAGCUGAACUUGAUACAGAAACAUCUCAGUCUUGUAGGUCUUCUAAACCACCUUCACACAGAAACCAAAGAAUUAAAGUCAGCAGAUUAUGAGGACUACAAAGUCAUGUUCAUAUUUGAUGGUCUGGAUGAGUGUCGACUGCGUCUAGAUUUCCAAAACAAUCAGUGCUUGUCUGAUGUGACAGAAUCAGCUUCAGUGGAUGUGCUGCUGACCAACCUCAUCAAGGGGAACCUAUUUCCUUCUGCUCUCCUCUGGAUCACCUCUCGACCAGCAGCAGCCAAUCAGAUCCCUCCUGAGUGUGUCCACCAGCUCACAGAGGUACGAGGAUUCAACGACCCUCAGAAGGAGGAAUAUUUCAGGAAGAGAAUAAAAGAUCAGAGUCUGGCUGAUAGAAUCAUCACACACAUCCGAUCAUCAAGAAGUCUGUUCAUCAUGUGUCACAUCCCAGUCUUCUGCUGGAUUUCAGCCACUGUUCUGGAGAGGAUGAUGGGUGAAGCAGAGAGUGCAGAAAUCCCCAAGACUCUCACACAGAUGUUCACACACUUCCUGAUCUUUCAGACCAAACUGAAGACACAGAAAUAUGAUGGGAAAUAUGAAAUUGAUCCUGAUCAGGCUAAAAAGACUAUUCUGUCUCUAGGAAAACUGGCUUUUGAACAGCUGGAAAAAGGAAACCUGAUCUUCUAUGAGAAGGACCUGAAAGAGAGCGGCAUUGAUGUCAGAGAAGGGUCCGUGUACUCAGGAGUUUGUACCCAGAUCUUCAGAGAGGAGUUUGGACUGCAGCUGGGGAAGGUGUUCAGCUUUGUUCAUCUCAGUAUUCAGGAGUUUCUUGCUGCUUUAUUCAAGCUGCUGUCCUUUUCUGAACAAAACACAGGACUGAGGAAUGUGUUCAGGUCAUCAAUGAUCAGUUUACUGAAGAGGGAAGUAGACAAUGCCUUACAGAGUGAGAACGGACACUGGGAUCUUUUCCUCCGGUUCCUUCUAGGUCUCUCUCUAGAAUCUAAUCAGACUCUCUUACAAGACCUACUGAGAAAGACAGUAAGCAGCUCUGAUAUCAAUCAGGAAACAGCUGCAUACAUCAAACAGAAGAUCAGGAAGAAUCGCUCUCCAGAGAAAUCCAUCAAUCUGUUCCACUGUCUGAAUGAACUGAAUGAUCGUUCACUAGAGCAGGAAGUACAAACAUACCUGAGCAGAACAGAUGUCUCUCGUCUCUCUGGAGUCUCUCUGUCUUCUGCUCAAUGGUCGGCUCUGGUGUUUGUGCUGUUGAACUCAGAAGAAGAUCUGGAUGAGUUUAUACUGAGUAAAUAUGAUCGAUCAGAAGAAUGUCUUCUGAGGCUGCUGCCAGUGAUCAAAGCAUCUAGAAAGAUUGAUCUCUCCUACUGUCGUAUUACACAGAAAGGCUGUGCUGCUCUGAUUUCAGCUCUAAGAUCAAACCCUUCACACCUGACAGAACUGAAUCUGAGUGAUAAUACACCUGGAGACUCAGGAGUGAAGCUGCUCUCUGCUCUACUGGAGGAUCCACACUGUAAACUGGAGAAACUACAGCUGUGUUACUGCAGUUUUGGAGAGGAAGGCUGUGCUGCUCUGAUUUCAGCUUUGAGAUCAAACUCCUCACACCUGACAGAACUGGAUCUGAGCUGUAAUAAACCAGGAGACUCAGGGGUGAAGCUGCUCUCUGCUCUACUGGAGGAUCCACACUGUAAACUGAAGAAACUAGAGCUGAGGAGCUGCAGUAUUGAGGAGGAAGGCUGUGCUGCUUUGAUUUCAGCUCUGAGAUCAAACUCCUCACACCUGACAGAACUGGAUCUGAGAGGUAAUAAACCAGGAGACUCAGGAGUGAAGCUGCUCUCUGCUCUACUGAAGGAUCCACACUGUAAACUGAAGAAACUAUAUAUUUGACAGUGGAAACUCCACAAGCUACAAACAACUGAAUCAAAACAACAUGUCCUGAACAAGACUGUCAUCUGGACAAAUGCUAAUAUUGUAGUUACAUUUCUUUCACUACCUUAGGGAGGUAAAAUAGUGCAGUGAUGGUUACAUGUCACUAUUGACGUUAUAAUUUUUGGAUCACGUAUCACUUAAGGUGUGGUUAUGAGUACAUUACAUAAGAAAGAUUGGUGGAAACCUAUCUUGUAGAGCCUAUUUCUGUAUCAUUUACACAAGGAAGACACACAAGUAAUAACAUUAGUUGUAUAAAGAAAAGAUAUACAAGUGUAAUCAACAAUUACUAAAUGAAUACCAUGAAUGAAAAGUAA
This is a messenger RNA of Carassius auratus (goldfish), 2937 nucleotides long. RefSeq names its product NACHT, LRR and PYD domains-containing protein 3-like. Bases 260 to 2581 code for a protein of 773 amino acids. Gene Ontology annotation, molecular function: protein binding. Lineage: Eukaryota; Metazoa; Chordata; Actinopteri; Cypriniformes; Cyprinidae. The record is from RefSeq and is a predicted model, not a curated record. The transcript has 8 exons.